GGUAGCCUUGACAAACUUCACGUGCCCAUUUUGAGGUUAUAAACAAACAGAGCGCUUUCCACGCUCAUCUUCUUGACUGUCUCCCAGGCAGAAUGUCCAAGAUAUUUGAGUGUCCUGAGUGGGAUUGUGAGCCCAAGACAGUGGUGAACUAUAAUUUCAAGAAGAAUGUAAACAAAGUGAAGAAUGGAAGAGUUUCCAAGGCUCUCAAGUCAUCCAAGGGUAAGAAGAAGAGGAAGCACAUUCCGGAAGCUUCUCCAGAACCAUCAUGCAGUGAGCCAGGGCGAUUUGUGAAGCUUCACAAGGAGGAAUCGCCAAAGGCUGAAGUGGGACUGCGAGAGAGGCUGAUUGGGAGUCUCAAGGGUUCCCGCUUUCGCUUCAUCAACGAACAGCUGUACACCAGCCAAGGGAAGGACGCGCUGAAGAUCUUCGAGGAGGACACCACGGCCUUCAAGGUGUAUCACGAGGGUUACAGGCAGCAAGUCGAGCAGUGGCCACUGAAUCCACUCGAUGUGCUCAUUAAGGCCGUCCGGAAGAUGCCCAAAGACUACGUGAUUGGGGACUUUGGGUGCGGAGAGGCGAGACUGGCGAAGUCUGUGCCCAACAAAGUCUACUCGCUGGACUUGGUGGCGAACAAUGCGGACGUGCUGGCCUGCGACAUGGCGAACACACCGCUCAAGAGGAACUCCCUGAACGUCGUGGUCUUCUGCCUGUCGCUGAUGGGCACCAAUCUCAAGGACUUCCUCCUGGAGGCCAACAGAGUCCUCAAGAUGGGCGGCGUGCUGAAGAUUGCCGAGGUGCAGUCGAGAUUCUCGUCAGUGAAGGACUUCAUCAAGAGUGUGGAAAAGUGCGGCUUCAAGAUGCUGGACAAGGAUUUGCGGAAGAACUACUUCUACUUCAUGACCUUCAAGAAGAGCGCCAAUGUCAGCAAUUCCAGCCACUUGGAUAACUUCAGCCUGAAGCCGUGCUUGUACAAGAAGCGCUGAACUUUGUCCAAGAGACGCCAAAGUAAUGUAAUCAUUGCUUUAUUCAAUUAUUCUCUAGACUCUCUUGUAUAAUAAAUUGGUGGAUACAAGAUUUAAUCAAUUAUACAAGGCUGGGGGGGGGGAUAAAUAGGUGAAUAAUAGGAAAAAAAGAAUAAUAAUCCAAUUAAGUCACAUUCAAAAGAAUAAACAUAUAGAGAUUGUUGCCCUUGUAUAGGAAGUAAUAUUAUUUUGAUUUAUUAAAAUGCGUUAGCCUAAUUUUUCGCUCGAUUCCCUCUCUCCAAAAGUAAGUUUUAGUGAUAGUUCAGCUGCUGAAGGGAUGAUUUAGGUUCGUUUGUUUUCUUGUGCGUCA
Molecule: messenger RNA, 1332 nt
Organism: Phlebotomus argentipes
Lineage: Eukaryota; Metazoa; Arthropoda; Insecta; Diptera; Psychodidae
Product: ribosomal RNA-processing protein 8
Exons: 2
Coding region: 93-983 (296 amino acids)
Biological process (GO): regulation of transcription by glucose; cellular response to glucose starvation; rDNA heterochromatin formation
Cellular component (GO): nucleolus; chromatin silencing complex; rDNA heterochromatin
Molecular function (GO): methyltransferase activity
Source: RefSeq, a predicted model, not a curated record